AUGCAUGAUCCAUUCAGUUCAUUAAAGGGUGGGGAUGAAGAACUUCUGGCUCUGAGAUGUUUUAGAUAUUCUUUCCAAUGGACUCUCUCUUCUUUGAUAAAACAAAAGUUCCAAAAGAUCAGCAAGCUUCUUUCACAAGCACCCACAGCAGAAAAGGCUAUAGAAUUUGUGUUUCGAAGUGUUCCUGGGGAGAAUGAGUUAAGACGAGCUGUCGAGAUUUCUCUCCAGGAAUACACGAUCACAGAGAGGCUUUUGGUAGGAUAUUUUUUACGCAACGAUGUCUCAAGCCUUCUGAAAGCUCAAAACGACCAAGAAAUCGAAGAGUGGGUUUUGAGCUGGUUCCGCGAUGGAAGGUUUCCCACCAGUUGUAUGAGCUGCUUGGUGUCGGGGAAAGUCUUGCUCAAAUUUCAAGUGGAAAAUUCUCAAGAAAUGUCGACGAAUCGCUGCUCUCAGCCUCUGAGAAAAUUCACGUAUGGAAUUUUAGCCAGUGCCCCGUUGAAAGGCGGGAACAGAACGACGGUUCAAGAAUGGGACAGAGAGGGUUUUCAGGUCAAGUCUUCAAUUAUCUCACCCGUCGACGGUGAAAACAUACCAUGUUUGCGUGAGAUACCAAGCCUCGAUCUGGAUAAGAGGUUAGCGAUGUACUUAGACGCGCUUCAUUCUAACACAACUAAAAUCAAGUCAUUGCCAGAGGAGCUUAAGUUAGUUGGAGCAUCACUUCGGUUUCUGUACAGAAAAGCAAACCCAAAAUUGAAACCCAGUCAUCUGUCCGCCAUACUCUGCGGUUGUGUUAAACUGGAGGACGGCUCAUGGAGAGAAUGUUUAGAAAAAUCCAAAGACCAACCCUUCGAUGUGCAAGCGGCACACAGCUUUUCUCAGUGGCAGUGUGUUUUGAGAGAUGCCAUCCAUCUAAACCGUGUUUUGCAUGAGCCCGUUCCGACACCAUACAUCCGCAAUAUUUUCAAUGGACAACUGGUGCAUAACCUACAGAGGAAAUUGGAAAGAGAUAGUCGGCGAGCAUCCUCGAUUCUAACUCAAGAAAGUCUUUCUCGGUAUCAGGAGCUUUAUACAGCGAUUACGGACGAAGAAGAAGAAGUUGCUGCCGGGAUACAGAAGGUACAAUUACAGGCAUCAAAAGGGGAAGCCUAAAUGCACCGUCACCCUCCCCAAGCUCAAGAAAAGCAUCAGCAGUUUCUUACCUAUGAUUAAAUUUACUGAAAGAUUACGCUUAGCUUUAUUUGAGUAGUUCCACUUCAAGUGACUAGUAAAUACAACUGGAGGACGAUACAAACAGGCCGUGGGGACCAACUCGAUGUUGACCGCAACCGCUUAGUAGAGGUGAAAAUUACAGUGAUUAAUAUUAAGGGGAAAGAAAUUCGGGGGUGAUCUAAAAACAGGUUCCUUUGUAUUUUUUUGAAUUAGUUUAACUUUGUUUUGCCACGAACUAAUAUUCCGCUCUGAGUAAAAUGUCCACGUUCCUCAGUGGGAAAUACCAGACUGAUCGCUUCCCUACAUUAUCGGAGCGUGUCCCUCGAAAUGAUUCGUGCAAAACAAAACUCGAUAAUGAUAUAAUCAGACAAUUAUUGACCUCGUAUAUUGCAAACAUUGUAAUUUACUCGUGUCUUACAGGUCAAUUUUGGAUAGACUUGACAUAACGGGCCUAAAAUUUAAAUAAAUUUGUUAAUGCUAGCAGUUCAAGUUGACCACUUAAAUCUUACAAAGACUUACCAGUUUCAAGGCUGUCUAGUGUGCUGGAAACCCUUGCAAAUUUGCCCGUCCAACAUCAUCGAGACUUCCUGGUUGCGGUGCCCGCAUUAACCUCCAGUGCAGCACAGCGCACAUAGCAAUAAGUAUGUCGUUUACUGUUACAUAAAAUGUCUCUCCAACUCACUGUAUUUCCUCUCCCCUUGAGCUCGCCCCGUUCCCGUCCCUCUCAAAUUUAGCAGUUUCGUUCGGACAACCACACUUUUCAGAUACAUAUACGUUUAUUUCACGGAUAAAGUUAAAAAUUAACUUUAUACAUAGAAAAGUAAUUAAUUAUACUUUUUUUUAAGUAACUCCUUUGAAUUUUUGGCAUGUGAAUGGUGUAUUGAAAUCCAGAAGGGCUCUAUUCUUUCAAAAUAAUAACACCCUCUAUGUUUGACUACAGACUACUAUUGAAAAAGCUUCAUUCGCCCGCCUAUCGAGCCACUCAGCACUAUAAAAAUAUUUCUAAUCCAAUUUAUUUCCAAUAUAAUGUGUACUAAAUUCUCGUCUAUUAUAGAAUCCAUAAUAAAAUCGACUAUCGGUGCUAGUAUACAGACACUUGAAUGCCAUCAAUGCUAUUACUAACGAUAACAAAGAAAUUCGCCUGCUUCGACAAGUUUCCUAAGAGGAGAUGGAAAUAAAAUCACCUCGCAACUAAAGCUACAGCUCAGCAUUAAAGCAAUGCUAUUUCUAGAACAUAUAUAUCCUUUUAAUUGAAAUUUUGGAAGAAAAAUUCUUUUCAAAGACCGGUCAAAGGCUUCACCUUUUGCUUAAAGAUUCUACGGGUUCAACUUACACCUGGGUGGGAUUUUUUUGAACAAAACAUUACAACUCAAAAUUUGAAAAGAUAGCAUUCCUAUAAUAUAAAUACCUCGUUUUGGAAGAUAGGAAAAAAA
Molecule: messenger RNA, 2642 nt
Organism: Stylophora pistillata
Lineage: Eukaryota; Metazoa; Cnidaria; Anthozoa; Scleractinia; Pocilloporidae
Source: RefSeq, a predicted model, not a curated record